Messenger RNA from Telopea speciosissima, 1477 nucleotides. Its product is annotated as inositol transporter 4-like. Lineage: Eukaryota; Viridiplantae; Streptophyta; Magnoliopsida; Proteales; Proteaceae. Gene Ontology annotation, molecular function: myo-inositol:proton symporter activity. The transcript has 7 exons. Bases 2 to 1465 code for a protein of 487 amino acids. Gene Ontology annotation, biological process: transmembrane transport. The record is from RefSeq and is a predicted model, not a curated record. Gene Ontology annotation, cellular component: membrane.
CAUGGUGGAGGGAGGGGUUCACAAAGCUGAAGCUACAGACUACAUAGAGUGCUUAACUACAACAUGGGAGCAGCCUUUUAUCAUGCGCCUUGCCUUGUCUGCUGGCAUUGGAGGUCUUCUCUUUGGCUAUGACACAGGAGUUAUCUCUGGUGCACUUCUUUACAUUCGAGAUGACUUUCCAUCUGUUGACAAGAAAACAAUUUUACAGGGAAUGAUCGUGAGCAUGGCAGUAGCUGGAGCAAUAUUUGGUGCUAGAAUUGGUGGAUGGAUGAAUGAUAGGUUUGGAAGAAAAACGUCAAUUUUGGGAACAGACAUUUUGUUCUUUGUUGGUGCAAUAAUCAUGCCUUUUGCACCUGGUCCUGGAGUUAUAAUCUUGGGAAGAUUUUUUGUUGGGUUGGGAGUUGGAAUGGCUUCCAUGACUGCACCUCUUUACAUUUCAGAAGCUUCUCCUGCUAGAAUUAGAGGGGCUCUUGUUAGCAUGAAUGGUUUGUUGAUUACAGGAGGACAAUUUUUGUCAUACCUUAUAAAUCUCGCCUUCACAAGGGUCGAUGGAACUUGGCGUUGGAUGCUUGGAGUGGCAGCAAUUCCAGCUCUGAUUCAAUUUGUAUUGAUGUUGUCCCUUCCAGAGUCCCCUAGGUGGCUCUCCAGACAGUACAGAAAAGAUGAAGCCAUAGACGUUUUGAGGAAACUAUAUCCUGAAGAUGAAGUUCACGACGAAGUGGAGGCAUUACGAGCAUCUAUUGAAAAUGAAAUAGCUCAGGAGAGUAGCGUUGGUGAUGGUAACCUAUUCAGUAAAAUUGGUGGAGCAUGGGGUAAUGUGGUUGUCCGUAGAGGGCUUAUUGCUGGUGUUGGGUUGCAAGUGGCUCAACAGUUUGUUGGAAUCAACACCUCAGAUGCAUCAACUUGGAAUUGUAUGACUUGCUUGAAAGGAUCUAUAGACUGUGCAUUCUGUGCUAGCGGAGGCAAUAAUCUUCAAUCUGGUGCAUGUUUGGCUUCAAAUGGUGGAACAAAGAGUUCAUGCCAAGGCAAAUAUGGUGGUGUAUGGUUCACAACAGGAUGUCCAAGCAGAUUUGGACUCUUGGCAUUAGUGGGCUUGGGGCUCUACAUUAUCUGUUAUGCACCUGGGAUGGGAACUCUCCCUUGGGUUGUAAACUCAGAGAUAUACCCAUUGAGAUAUAGAGGAUUUUGCGGAGGCAUUGCCGCUGUUGCUAACUGGGUAUCAAACCUCAUUGUUAGUAUAACAUUCUUGUCUUUAACUCAAGCUCUAGGCUCGGCCUACACGUUUCUCCUGUUUUGUGGUUUUGCUUUCUUGAGUCUAGUGUUCGUCUACUUCAAUGUACCAGAGACCAAAGGUCUGCAAUUUGAGGAGGUUGAGAAAUUGCUAAAGAGAGGUUUCAAGCCUUGGCCUUUCAACAAAGCAUCAGAUGGAGAAAGAAACUCACUUGAGAUGAAACCAGGCAAGUGAAUAAAUAGUACU